AUGGGAAAUCAAGAAUCAAGAGGAUAAGAAUUCAUUGAAUAGUUUACUAGAAAUUACAAAUUUGAAAAGGAAACUAUUGAUCAGCGUCUUGGAGACAUAAAAGUAUAUAAUAGGAUAUUCGAAGAAAAGGACUAAGUAGCUAUAAAGGUAUAUCCACGUUUGUAGAAAGUUAAUUAGUUAAAUACAUAUGCUGCUUUUUUGAAUCAUAAUGGAAAUUAUAUUGGCACUAAUAUUAAUGAGCAUCCAAAUUUAAUUAAGUUAUAUGCAUUUAAAUUGAGUGCAGAUGAAGAAUUAACUCUCUAUUAUGAAUACUGCUACACUAAUUUGAAGGAGUAAAUUGAUAUGAGGGCUGCACACCAGUUUAACUUCUCCUCAGAAGAACUAUGGAGAACUAUCUUAAGUGUAGUCAUGGCAGGUUAUUUUUUAGAAACUCAAAGCAGACAUAUAGGAGAUGUAAAUACAAAGAAGAUAUUUAUAAAUAAGAAAGGAAUAGUCAAAAUAGCUCCUUAUAUGUAGUCAUAAACAGAUAUUGAUAGUUUUAAGAGGGCAGGAUUCUUUAAUGAAUAUGGAUUCCUAUCGCCUGAAUGCAUGGAAAAAUUCAAAUAGAGAGAUAUUUUGUGUUAGAUAAACUACAUCAAAAAUGAUAUAUUUGGGUUAGGAAUGUCUAUUUUAGAAAUGGCCACUUUAUAGGGAUCAUCUUCUUUAUAUGAUUGGGAUAAGUAUGAAAUUAAGUUUGAAAUUUUAGAAGACCGUCUAGAAGAAGCAAGAAAAAGAUACGGAGAUUAUUUGUACUAAUUUGCUUAGAAACUGCUUUAGAAAGAUCCCUAUUAGAGAUCAACAUUCAGUUAGUUAUUUACUGAAUUGCUGCCAUAUCAAUAGUAAAUUAUAACAGGAGUAGGGUUUUCAGAUAUAGAAAUAUUUAAGCCUAGUUUAAGUUUAAGUGGCUUUGAUUCAAUUAUAAAAAAGCUAGAAGGUUAUAACAUGCAUUUGAAGUAAGACUCUUUAAAUCAAGGAUAGAUUCAAGGUUAAGUCACAACAAAGAUUUCAAAUUUACCCUCAAUCUAUUCAAGUUCUGAAUAGAGUAGAAUUUCUUCAACUAUGAAUUAGCAAUUAAAUACAAACAAUCUUUAUCCAUAGUAAGUAUAAAUUAAUCUAUCACCGACUUUAAAUACACCAAAACCCUAUACCUACUAACUAAAACAACCAGCUUAGGUUAUUCCUAAUGAAUCAAUAAAGUUUAAAACAGAAGAAUCUGAAAGCAGUAUCAAAAAUAAGUAAUAUAUUUAUGAACCUACUUAUGUGCAUCCUCAAAAUAUUAAUUAAGCAUAUGGGAGUGCUAACCAGAAUGUAACAAUUGUAAAUAAUACAAAUAACAUCGAAAGUAAGCCAUAGCCGUUUAUUCAAAGCUUAGAAGGUUUUAAUCCGAAUAGGGAAAACAUUCUAAAAUAUAAAGUGUCUAAUGUUUAUAGACCAAUGAAUCCAGAUUAAAGAUCUCUUUCACCAUCACCUGUUCUUCAUAUGCAAUUAGGAAAUAAUUUAAAAUUUAUUCAUUAGACAACUCCGAUAUCAAGCAAAGCAGAAUAGGAAGUUUUUAAAAUGACACCUUUUGUAAAAGAACAAGGAAGUGCUACAGAUAGAAUAGGAAUAGUUUAAAAGAAUUAAAUAAACAUUAAUGAUUAUAAAAAAACACCAGUGCCUAUCAAAACAAUUACUCUGAAUAACAUUUUAAAUUAAAAUGUGAGCGCAAAUAGUAUUAUAACCUAGCCUGGCAAAAUUUAAACUCAAAACGUCAUUUUGAAAAACAUAAGUUAAGAAAAUAUUUAUAAUGGAAAACUCAACCAAGUUUAAGCAUUUGAAAGUAAUUUAGUAUCUAAAAAAGUAAAAGAACCAAUGCAGGUUUAAAUAAAUAUUCCAGUUCAUAGAACAAACAGAAAUAUGAUAAUCAGUCCUUACCCUCAUAGUUAAAGAUCAUCUUCACCCUCCCAUUUCAUGAUGCAGCAAAGAUCAAUAACUCCAAAUGUGAGAUCUACAAUUUCAAACUAAUAAUAUAUUAUAGUCACUCCUUAAUCUACGAAUUCCUAAAAGAAGGCAAUAACACCAAUUAUAAAUGGAAGUAGUGUUCAGACAACCUAAACUAAGUUGAACGAACAAGCUAUCAACGAUACAAAGUUAAAAUAAAUAUACAAGCCUGAAUAUGUUAAUAAUCUUUCUCUUCCAGCUGAAACUAUUUCUCCUAGAUUUAAUACACCAGCUAACAUUUAAAGCAAUAAGAGCAUGAAUUUCUAAGGAUUUUAAACUGAUAGAUAUGAAAAAUUACCUACGUUCUAAAGCUAAUAUGAGAAUAAAUAAACAUAAUAUAUUAUAUAAAACUCAUCAAGUUUAAUUUAAAAUAGCAACAAAAAUAAUGAGACUAAUCAACUUCAAAUUAAAAAUAAUUAUUGA
Molecule: messenger RNA, 2442 nt
Organism: Tetrahymena thermophila SB210
Lineage: Eukaryota; Ciliophora; Oligohymenophorea; Hymenostomatida; Tetrahymenidae
Product: protein kinase
Exons: 5
Biological process (GO): protein phosphorylation
Cellular component (GO): cytoplasm
Molecular function (GO): protein serine/threonine kinase activity; ATP binding
Source: RefSeq, a predicted model, not a curated record